AUGGCUCAAGGAAAUCGAUAUAUUAGAUUUACCACCGGAUAUUAUUAUUAUAUUCAAGUCAAUGAUCUCGAUGAAACGUAUAGAAUUUUGAGAUACAAAAAUUAUUCCGAUGAAAUUCAAAGGUAUUCUAUUGAUCAUGAAUGUGAUACUGAUAGUUACUUGAGAGGUUCACCCGGCAUAGUAUUGGAGACUAUUACUGUGACUAGAUAUAUUGAUUUAAACAGUACAAAUCCUCAAGCUAUAGCAUCCACGAUGAAUGCUAUGUAUAUGAUGGUUAAAAGUGUAAAAGAUGAUAUUGAUUUGCUCAAAAGAAACAGAGAUAAUUAUGAUU
Messenger RNA from Acaulospora colombiana, 331 nucleotides. NCBI's taxonomy places the organism in Eukaryota, Fungi, Glomeromycota, Glomeromycetes, Diversisporales, Acaulosporaceae. The record is from the annotation of a GenBank genome assembly.